GAGAGAAAAGACGAGGAGAAGAGCCUGACAUAGAAAAUGAGAAAGCAAUAGGAAGGAAGAAACAAGAAACAGUGAACAGUGAUAAAGUAACAAGGAAAAUAGAGGAAAGAGAAAGCACAGUAGGACAAAGAGGAAAUACAAAAUUAAAGAAGUAUAAAGAAGAAAGAAGGAAUAGAAGGAGGGAAGUAUCG
This is a messenger RNA of Entrophospora candida, 191 nucleotides long. Lineage: Eukaryota; Fungi; Glomeromycota; Glomeromycetes; Entrophosporales; Entrophosporaceae. The record is from the annotation of a GenBank genome assembly.